This is a messenger RNA of Verruconis gallopava, 2616 nucleotides long. RefSeq lists its product as uncharacterized. NCBI's taxonomy places the organism in Eukaryota, Fungi, Ascomycota, Dothideomycetes, Venturiales, Sympoventuriaceae. Gene Ontology annotation, molecular function: sequence-specific DNA binding. The record is from RefSeq and is a predicted model, not a curated record. Gene Ontology annotation, biological process: positive regulation of transcription from RNA polymerase II promoter by glucose. The coding region runs from base 314 to 1585 and encodes 423 amino acids. The transcript is spliced from 2 exons. Gene Ontology annotation, cellular component: nucleus.
CCCCCCAAUCAGCGGCGCCGACGCAGUCACAUUCGCGGCCCUCGCCCUUCCCUUCGCCCUGCCCCAUAUCCCCCCUUCCCAUCCUCUUUCCGCUCUGCUUCCAUCUCCAUCCAAACUUAAACGCAAAUCCACUGUUGACUGUUACUGUUCCCACCAAAUACCCAAUCUACCCUUGCCAACACCACUACUUCUGCUUCUUGCUCAUUUAAUUUCCGCUUUUCCUUCGCUUGCUUAUACGUCUUGCCACGCAGACAACGACGUACGAAGCCCGCAUACACACACACGCGCGCGUGCACACACAUAUCGCGAGACCAUGGCCUCCAUGUCCAACAAGCCAAUCUCCAACAUCGCCGUCGCCUUCGCGACCCAGUCGGCCUCGGUCGAUAUACCCAAGCCCCGUGAUGCCGGCCAUCACGGCUCUAGUAAUGCUCUCCAAACCUCCUCCAACCAUCACGGCAUGCUGCCGACGCCUCCAAACUCCAUAUCUCCAACCCUGCCCCCUCACAAGGUCCGCUCCCCUUCUCACCACGCGCCGAACCAGCAGCAGGUCGACUCGGACCUGGAUCUGCAGGACGCUGUCGACCACGAGCGCUCCACGCUCGGCCAUCCGCAGGCGCUGUCCAGCGCCGCGUUGUCUGGCCUGGACUCGGCAGGCGCCAUCACGCCUACCAUGCUGGCCAGGGAUCACCUUCCCGACUUCCUACUCGCCAACGGGCCCAUGGCCAUAAGGCACGUGUUGGGCCAUCUGACGCAAACCGUGCCCGGUUUCGCGCGCAUCCCUCCCGCGAAAGCUCGGAGGAUCGUCGUCGCCGCGCUGGAGAGUCGCGGUGGCGGUGGCGUCGACGGCGACGUGCUGUUCGAGAAGGUUGGCUGGGGCCGCUGGGACGCGCGCGUCCGUGGCCAGCCACCCCGAGAGGGACAGGUGCCGUCGUCGGGCAUGGACAGCCAGCUCGCCGUCUCUCCGCCAUCGAGCGUUGUCGGGUCGUACGCGGCCUCCAACGCGGGCGGACUGCAGAUCCCGGCUCCCCAAAAUCGCGUCGACCGACGGGACAUCUACUCGGGCACAAGCUGGACCGGUGAUUCGAUCAUUUCAUCUCGAGACGAAGAGAUGGACGACAUGAACAUGGCCGAGCACGAGGCGGACAAGAUGUCUCUGGAUGGCCGGGAGGACGACACGGCAUCCAGCCAUGCUGCUCCAGAAGACAUGCCCAUCUCAGACAACCCGGACGACGUGACCGACGAGGAAGACUGGGCUAGUAUCGGCCCUCAGGCCCUUCGUCGCGGUUCCACCGCCCGAAGUGGAGCCCGCAUCGACUACAAUUACCUGUCCACGUCUCGAAUGAGGCCUUCAAUCAUGAAAGCCGCCCCCAAUCAACGCCGCUCGUCUUCAUUUGCACACACCUCCCGCGGCGGCAUCAGCUAUCCUGGUGGUAUCGUGCCGCCCAAGUACUCUUCUUCCGCUUCUCGCAUUGCUUCUUCUGGAUUUAAACAUAACACCACUUUUAAUAAGGAAGACGUUCAGACUGUGAACGCGCAAGAGCAAGAUGCCAUUGCCGCGCUGCUGGCCAUGGGAUCCAGCAUGUAAUUUAUACCCCACCCCACUCUCUGAUCUUCGACAAUCACGUUCACCUGUCGAUCACCUUCCUGGAGGCCCACAAUUUCCAGACACUCAACGUUAACGAUCGACGACUGGCGGACGACGCUUGACGACUUUUUUAUUUCGACCUCUUACCGUCUUGACUUACACGAACGUUUUACGGGUCAGGAUCACGUUAUUUCGACGUACGCAACUUACAACAUUUCACCACUGUCAUUACUGGAACAUACCUUGAACCUUGCCCGCGACGGACCGUCGUGCACGCCAGAAUACCCGCAACUUAUUUUGUCGCCUUUGAAAUGAACCGGCUGCAAAAUCACAUACCCCCACGCUUUUAGAUCAGCAAGCAACACAUUUUCACUUCGUAUAUAUGAGCCAUCACGGCAGUAGCCGGCAGAUAUCAUCUUUCCCGCCCUUCUGUCAAGUGCUGACUUACAACGGGAUCGAAUGACGCUCUGGUUGCUACCUUGCAUUAUACCAUCGCGCCACGAGGGUUGACACGUCUCUUCUACAAACAUACAUCAUUCAUUCUUCUUUCUUUCUUUUUUCCUUAGAAAACAACCUCCAGUCUUUUCCGCUCAGCUUGGACGGAAGGAAUAGCUAGGAAGCAACCAAGAUAAACAUGGACUGGACGGCAGUGUACGAGAGAAGAGAGGAAAAGAAAGGCAAUCAUACGAGAAAUCGGUCAUGUAAACCAAACCAAAGAGAGACGGAUACCACUGGCCAACCCUCUUUACGGCGCUUUUCUGCUCAUGAGCAUCAAAGGGAAUCAUGUCUACCGUGGUCUGAAAAUAUCGAGCAAAGGAACCACGAGUUGUAUUCGUGUUUUAUAUCGAUCUACUGACCGAGGAUGGACAGGAUGUCAUCAAGGCAAGAGUCAAACCGCCACUUUGAAUUGUAUCUAGCCUAAGAUGCCUAUUCACCCUGAUUUGGAUGAAGAUUGAGAAAGACCCGAAAAUAGCUCCUCUGCGCGAAGAAGGCGUAACGUGCCUGAGCGGAGAAGACACCUUUUGAUGCAA